AUUGAAAGUCCGCGAAUAGACACAUACACAGUAUCGUCCAUCAGACUCCUUCAUCGACCAUAAUACCCGCCCGUCUAGUCUCAGGGCCAACCACAGGCCCGCUGUCAAGACGUUUUCCAACCUCCUUAACUCCGUCCAUCACCCGUUCGCCGGCCGACGCACCUCUCCUGCGGGGAGUUCGUCGGAUUUACCCAUAUCCAAGUAAACCACUUUCGAGUACAAAGUUUACUACACUCGAACUAUCUCAAUAUGGCACCUCACGCCGAAGCUGCUAACGGCCACGCGAACGGGAAUGGAUCCAUCGUACCUGUACCUUCUCCCACGACCAACGAUAUCUUCGUCGUCAACUCUCCCAAUGUCACCUACACCGAAACGGAGAUCACCAGCAAGUACACCUACCGGACCACGGCCAUCAGCACUGGAGCGGAUGGCAAAUUUGUCGCUACUCCAAAGGAGACAAAGUACGACUUCAAGACCGAACGCAAGGUCCCCAAGGUCGGCAUGAUGUUGGUCGGGUGGGGCGGCAACAACGGGACAACGGUCACCGCCGGUAUCAUUGCCAAUCGCCGUGGGCUUGUCUGGGACACUCGUGAGGGACAGCAAUCUGCCAACUACUAUGGCUCCGUCAUCAUGGGCUCCACAAUCAAGCUAGGCACAGACUCCAAGUCCGGCAAGGAGAUCAACAUUCCCUUUCAUGAUCUUCUGCCCAUGGUCCACCCCAAUGAUCUUGCCAUUGGCGGCUGGGACAUUAGCGGCAUGAACCUCUCUGAUGCUAUGGAUCGCGCUCAGGUCCUCGAGCCGUCCCUCAAGAGCCUUGUCAAGAAGGAGAUGGCCCAGAUGAAGCCCCUCCCCAGUGUCUACUACCCGGACUUUAUUGCGGCCAACCAGGAAGAGCGUGCCGACAAUGUCCUUUCUGGCACCAAGGCCUGCAAUGCACAUGUCGAGCAGAUCCGCAAGGACAUCCGUGACUUCAAGGCUGCCAAUAACCUCGACAAGGUCAUCGUCCAGUGGACUGCCAACACCGAACGUUACGCCGAGAUUAUUCCCGGUGUCAACGACACUGCGGACAAUCUGCUCAAGGCCAUCGAGCAGGGUCACGAGGAGGUGUCUCCUUCGACCGUGUUCGCGGUCGCAUGUAUCCUUGACAAGGUCCCGUUCAUCAACGGAUCGCCCCAGAACACGUUCGUGCCUGGCGCCAUCGCACUUGCUGAGAAGCACGGUGCCUUUGUCGGUGGAGACGACUUCAAGUCUGGCCAGACCAAGAUGAAGUCUGCACUGGUCGACUUCCUCAUCAACGCCGGCAUCAAGCUCACGUCGAUUGCCAGCUACAACCACCUCGGAAACAACGACGGCAUGAACCUGAGCUCCCACAAGCAGUUCCGCUCCAAGGAGAUUUCCAAGUCCAACGUCGUCGACGACAUGGUCGCAGCCAACACCGUCCUGUACAAGGAAGGCGAGCAUCCCGACCACACGGUCGUCAUCAAGUACAUGCCCGCGGUCGGUGACAACAAGCGUGCGCUCGACGAGUACUACGCCGAGAUCUUCAUGGGCGGCCACCAGACGAUCAGCAUGUUCAACGUGUGCGAGGACUCGCUCCUCGCCUCGCCUCUGAUUAUCGAUCUUGUCAUUGUUGCCGAGAUGAUGACGCGUAUCCAGUGGAAGGAAGAGGGCAAGGACUACGCCGGCUUCCACUCUGUGCUGAGUGUGCUGAGCUACAUGCUCAAGGCGCCUCUCACGCCUCCUGGCACGCCUGUGGUCAAUGCCCUGGCGAAGCAGCGCUCUGCCUUGACCAACAUCUUCCGUGCCUGCGUUGGGCUGGAGCCGGAGAGCGACAUGACGCUCGAGCACAAGCUCUUCUGAGCUGGGCGGGGGCAUGUGCUGCGGUGACGAGACAUGGGGUAGAUGGGCAUGUAGGUGCUGUGGUGACAAGACAUGGGGUGGAUUGAGGACGCACGCUGUAACCAACUAUACACGCUCAUUGAUGCAAUACAAGUAACUUGCCAUGCAUGAAUUCCGUC
Pseudovirgaria hyperparasitica is the source of this 2018-nucleotide messenger RNA. RefSeq names its product myo-inositol-phosphate synthase. The record is from RefSeq and is a predicted model, not a curated record. Gene Ontology annotation, cellular component: cytoplasm. Lineage: Eukaryota; Fungi; Ascomycota; Dothideomycetes; Acrospermales; Acrospermaceae. Gene Ontology annotation, biological process: inositol biosynthetic process; phospholipid biosynthetic process. The transcript has 3 exons. The coding region runs from base 250 to 1860 and encodes 536 amino acids. Gene Ontology annotation, molecular function: inositol-3-phosphate synthase activity.